AGUCUGAGGACUUACAUCGUAGUAGUUAUCUGAUCCAUACUUAAGAUAACACAACGAAAUGUUGUCACAGUUCAAGUAAGCUGAAAUUCCAGGAGAACCAUUCUGUAAAACAGGAUUAAAUAUUGGCAAGAUAUUGCGCAGGUGUCAGGGAGCGAGAAGCUGCUAAAGAUCUCUUUUCCCUAAAAGACUGUGAAGUGUUUUGACUGAGAAGUUGGUGGGAAUCAGUGCCCACAUCAGGUUGAUGGGAUGAAGGGACUAAGGGGCUUUGAUGCUGGGCUCCUCUUCACCUUAUUUUCUAUUGCCUUUAGCCUAGAUGUACCUUCUGAGGUGGAGCAGCCACCAACAAUCACAGCUCAGUCUGUAAGAUCUGUUGUUGCCGUGGCAUUUGAUGAUAACUUCACUUUGACAUGUGAAGCUACAGGGAAUCCAAAACCAGUGUUUUACUGGACUAAAAAUGGCCUGAACUUUAACCCACGUAGUGACUCAAGACUCAAAAACUUUGAAAACAGUGGAACUUUUGUUAUUCCAAGCAACAAAUACCUUGCAGAAUAUCAGGGUAAAUACAGAUGCUAUGCAUCCAAUAAAAUGGGAGUAGCAAUGUCAGAAGAAACCCAUUUCAUUGUACCUACUUCACCAAAGUUUCAAGAAAGUAUAGAGCCAGCAGUGGUUAAAGAGGGCGAUCCAGUGGUCCUGGAAUGUAACCCACCAAAAGGCAUUCCACCUCGCCUUCUCUACUGGAUGACUAUUGGUCUUCAACACAUUGAACAGGAUGAGCGAGUAUCCAUGGGCUUGAAUGGGAACCUGUACUUUUCAAACGUGUUAGAAAAAGACAGCCGUAGUGACUACUGCUGUUUUGCUUCUUUUCCAAGGAUUCGCACCAUCGUCCAGAAAACUGCCAUGGCUAUUGUGGUCAUGUCCUCAAACUCAACUGGUGAAACAGAUGUCAAAAUUUCGGACAGAAAGCCGAAUAUUCUGGUGCCCUCUGGUGAUCUGUCCCAGACAUAUCUGGUGCAAGGACAGGAUCUCGAGAUUGAGUGUAUUGCAGAGGGAUUCCCCACACCAAUAAUAGAAUGGACCAAAAUUGGAGGGAAGUUGCCAAAACGCACCAACAUCAAGAACCAUGGAAAAUGGUUGAUUAUAACAAACGUCACGGAGGAAGACAGUGGAAAAUAUAUGUGCAAGGCAAAGAAUUCUGCUGGUGAAGCAGUUCAUUUCUUCGACAUUACAGUAGAAGAGCCACCACACUGGGUGCAAGAGCCAAUAAAAAGUCAAGUAGUGGCAAUUGGCUCAGAGGUACACAUAAAAUGCCAUGCUUCAGGAAAGCCACCACCCACAAUCACCUGGAUGAGGAAUGGUGAACCGCUCCGAGCAUUCUCCUCAUCCCAUAUCAGAGUGCUACAUGACACAGUAAUCCUUUACAGAGCCCAACAAAAUAACAGUGCAGUUUAUCAGUGUGAGGCCUCCAACAAACAUGGCACUUUACUGAGCAAUACCAACAUCAUAGUUAUGAAUCUUCCUCCUUUGAUCCUGACACAGAAUUCUGUAAAGUACGGUGCUGUGUGUGGGAAAAAUGUCAUGAUGGACUGCAAAGUGUUUAGUUCUCCACCUGCUGAUAUCCACUGGAGAAAAGAAGGCCUUGAAGGUUCUGUGGUAGGAGAGCGAUUCUUUCUCCAUAAAAAUGGCUCCCUUCAGAUUCACACAACUGAGGUGGAAGACACAGGAAAAUAUACUUGUUUUGUUAACAACUCAGAGGGCAACUCCAGCAUUAAUGCAAAACUACAUAUAAAAGACCCAACCAAAAUCGUGACUCCUCCGCAAGAUAGAAAGAUCAAGAGAGGGAGCAUGGCAGAGCUUCAGUGCAACGCGCAGUAUGAUCAGUCAUUCACUGAUGAGCUGAAAAUUCUCUGGCAGAAGGAUGGGAAAGAUAUAGAUUCCAAUUACAUUGAGGAUUCAAGAUUCUACAUUGAUGUGGGAAUACUGCAGAUCAACAAUGUGAGCCACAGAGAUGAAGGACUAUACACAUGUAUUGCUAGAACAUCCCUCGACCAAGAUACAGCAUCUGCAUAUGUAACUGUGCUAGAUGUCCCUGACCCUCCAGUAAACUUAACAUUAUCAGAUCUGAGAGAUCGUAGUGUGAAGCUUCACUGGAUGCCUACCAAGGACCAUAACAGCCACAUAACAGAGUACAUCAUCGAAUUCGAGGAGGACCACUGGGAGCCAGGCAAGUGGAGGCCACUGCUGCGAGUAUCUGGCCACCAGAACUCUGCUCCUGUCUCAUUACAUGGACAUAUUAACUACCAGUUCAGAGUCAGUGCUGUCAAUGGCAUUGGAAGAGGUCAUCCCAGCAAACCCUCUGAGAGAUAUAAAACUCCUCCUGCUGCCCCAGAUAGGAACCCAGAAAACAUAAAGUUUGAGGGUCAUUCGCCUCAUCAGAUGGACAUUACUUGGGAGCCUUUGAAGCCUAUUGAACACAAUGGACCUGGUCUAGAGUACAAGCUUAGCUACAGACAGAUGGGUGUUGAGGAAAUCUGGACAGAGAAGAUGGUGAAGAGGCAUUCCUUUGUUGUGAAAGGCACCCCGACAUUUGUCCCUUAUGAGGUUAAGAUCCAGGCCCACAAUAAUUAUGGUUGGGCAGUGGAGCCCAGUGUGGUGAUUGGAUAUUCUGGAGAAGACUUGCCAGUUGCAGCUCCUGAGGAUGUGAAUGUAGAGGUGUUGAACUCCACGCUGCUGCGGGUCAGCUGGUCUCCUGUCCAACAGACCCAGCUCAGGGGCCAUCUUGAAGGCUACAGUGUGCAUUGGUGGAGAACACAAAGCCUGCUGACUUCUAUAGAAGUUCCUGCUGAGAAGCAGUUUCUGAUCCUCCCAGGGAAUCAGAGUCACACCAUAGUGCCUGGGCUGAAGCCAUUCUCCCAAUACCGUCUCACUGUAAAUGUCUUUAACAGGAAGGGCAAUGGUCCCAGCAGCAGGCCGCUCACCUUCACAACACCGCAGGGAGUUCCUGAAAGCCCCCCUAUACUCAGAGCCACAAACCCUCAGGAUAACUCCAUCACACUGGUGUGGGCACCACCACUUGAGGCCAAUGGUGUUCUCACAGGAUACAAGCUGCAGUACCAGAUAUUCAAUGAUACACUGGAUGUUGGUGAAGCAUACGGAGUAAACAUCAGUGGACCAGACACUACACAUUGGGUUCUACAUGAUCUGGAGACAGCCAGCUACUACCAGUUCUAUCUGAGUGCUUGUACACUUGUGGGCUGUGGACCAGCUAUCAGUGAAGGGGCUUCCACAGCUUCUGGAGCACGUGCAGCAGGUGUACAUGAGAGAAUUUCAUCUAAAAGCUGGUUCAUUGGAAUCAUGUGUGCUGUGGCAUUGCUCACUCUGGUAGUUCUAAUUGCCUGCUUUGUGACCAUGAACAAAGGUGGAAAGUAUUCAGUGAACGAGGCGGAAGAAGUGAGAUCACAUAUGAACUCUAAAGGCAUGAAUGAUGAGACUUCCUGUGAAUACAGUGAUAAAAAGCCUCUGAAGAGCAGCCACCCUACACUAGUGGAUGACAUCAGAGAAGACAGCAGCAGCAUGGACAGCUCACUUGACUGCGGGAAUGAGGACUGCGAGUUCAGGGAGGACGGAUCUUUCAUUGGUGAAUAUGCUGGAUACAAAUGAAGGCUAUCCAUGGAGUUGACAGUUUGAGAUGCUGUUUCUACUUUUAGACUAUUAAAUCUAUGAGUGAAAGGCUGUGUGUAAUUUAAAGAUGCAGAUGGAUAUUAAGCAUCUGAGUGUGUGUGAAUGGUCACUUCCUUAAAGUGAAGUAAACAUUGCGAAACACGAGCUUAAUGUCAUAUGACAAACUAAGCUUGUUCUUCACUUAUAAACUAACUGUGCAUCAAUGUUCAACAACUGGGUGGAUUAGACACUUUCUUUUUUCAGAACACAGUCAGUUGUUAAUGAAAUUCAUUUUUAUU
Messenger RNA from Pangasianodon hypophthalmus (striped catfish), 3956 nucleotides. RefSeq names its product cell adhesion molecule L1-like a (gene chl1a). The record is from RefSeq and is a predicted model, not a curated record. Gene Ontology annotation, biological process: cell-cell adhesion. NCBI's taxonomy places the organism in Eukaryota, Metazoa, Chordata, Actinopteri, Siluriformes, Pangasiidae. Gene Ontology annotation, molecular function: protein binding.